Molecule: messenger RNA, 1071 nt
Organism: Aspergillus clavatus NRRL 1
Lineage: Eukaryota; Fungi; Ascomycota; Eurotiomycetes; Eurotiales; Aspergillaceae
Product: protein transporter YIF1
Exons: 3
Coding region: 1-1071 (356 amino acids)
Biological process (GO): endoplasmic reticulum to Golgi vesicle-mediated transport
Cellular component (GO): endoplasmic reticulum-Golgi intermediate compartment; Golgi membrane; COPII-coated ER to Golgi transport vesicle
Source: RefSeq, a predicted model, not a curated record
AUGUAUCGUCAGUCGUUCGCCCCGCCGCCGGCGCAGUCGCCUCCACUCCAUCAUCCUGUGCCUCAGCAUGUCUCUACCGUUCCUAUGAUGCGCUCACCUCCUCCACCAACUUCUCAGCAGCCUCAAUCGUCCAGCUAUGGGAACCCCUACCAACCAGCGCCCGCUCCAGGCGGCAGUGGAACGUUCGCUCCUGGCUUCGGCGGUUUCAUCAAUGAUCCUACAGCACAAAUGGGAUUCCAGGUUGGAAAGACUGCAAUGGCUGCUGGCCAAGAGUAUAUGGAACAGAAUUUCAACCGCUAUGUUUCUAUUCCGGCUCUCAAACACUACUUCAAUGUGUCGAACUCCUACGUCCUGAACAAGCUCGUCCUUGUGCUCUUUCCUUGGCGCCACAAGCCAUGGUCUCGUCAGCAAGCACGUCUAACAACAUCCUCAACGGGGCCGAAUGGCCAGAUCUCCCAGCAACAGUACUCGUCCAUGUUCCUUCCGCCCCGCGACGAUCUGAACUCUCCGGACAUGUACAUCCCUGUUAUGGCGAUUGUCACCUAUAUUCUCCUUUCCGCGAUGUUGGCAGGAUUCCGAGGGAACUUCCAUCCAGAGCUUCUGGGCUCGACGACGACAACGGCUAUUGCAGUCAUUGUGUUCGAGAUUCUCUGUCUCAAACUGGCCAUGUACAUCCUCAGCAUCAACAAUGAGUCUCAGCUGCUCGAUCUUGUGGCGUACUCCGGCUACAAGUUUGUCGGAAUCAUCGCAACCCUGGUCACAUCGGAGAUCCUGACCCCAGGAAGAGGAACUGGCGGCUGGGUUGGCUGGGUUGUGUUCAUCUACACUUUCCUGGCCAAUGCAUUCUUUCUGCUGCGAUCAUUGAAAUACGUUCUGCUCCCUGAUUCGACCAGUGAUGCAUCUAUGCGCGCCGGCUCAAUGCAUACGGUUGCCCGCUCGCAGCGCAAUCGUCGGACACAGUUCCUGUUCAUCUAUUCGUACAUCAUUCAGUUCAUCUUCAUGUGGGUCUUGAGCCGCGAGGGUCCAGUCGCAGUGUUCUCUGCUGGUGCGCGGGGUGCUGGGUCGUCAUAG